AAUUUCACUGCCGCCCUCAGAGUGCCAGUCAGUCGACUCUUCCCUGUCUGUGAGCGAAGUGCGCCUGGGAACUUUACAUUUAUUCGUCCAAUUAUGUCCAUCAGUCGGAAGAACUGGUCGGCUUUGUCCAGCCUAGCGCGCCAGUGGACGAUGGAGGAUGAGGAGGAAGUGGAAAGGGAGAAGAGGAGGAGGGUGAAGAGCUCAAGCGGCACCGCUGACCCUGAUGCUGACCUCAGCCAGUCACCCAGAGACACGCCCACCAGUGACAGCACCUUCGGGACAGACUCCACAAGUGAGACGUCCCAGGGGCUCAGCAGUGCUGAGCAGUUGCAGCUGGACUUUGUGGAGAUGCUGCGUGUCCGUGAUGAAAAGCGUCGGAUGAGGCACGUGGAGACGCUGAGACGACAGAAGGAGGUAGGGGAGGAGGAAGCAGAGGCCAGCGGAGGAGGAGGAGGGGUCCGGCUGGAGCUUCUGGGGGACUUGGAUGAGGACCAGAGUAGCGGGUCACCUUCUGUGAAAGCCACAUCCAAACCACAACCACCCCUAAAAACAGCCUCUUACAGUCCCACCACCAGCAGCAGCACCAGCAAUAUGAGCACUAACGUCACAAACAGACAACACGAAAAUGGAGAGUCGCUGCGCAAAGACCCUGAUCCCAAGCCAUCGUCCAACCCGACUCGCAAGUUUGUCAGUUCUGUCUCCAUCUCACUUGACAAAAGUCCCUCUGUCAGCGAGUGCACGAGUCCCAUGAGCCCUCGCUCUCCGACGGCCCCCUUGUCUCCUCGAGAACACUGGUCGUCGCCUUGCCAGAGUCCCUCUCCAAGGGGAGCUCAAAGCCCCGUUCAGAAUGGACACACACAGGAGGCCAGUGUGAAUGGCUCUUCGCCCAACGGCAACUUUGAGCAGACGGCCAAACCUGCGUUCGCCAGACAGAGCUCCAGGACUAUAUCUUUCAGGAUGAUGAGGAAGAAAGAAGAGGAGACUGCGCCGCUGCAGAGGAGUGCCAGUGUGAGGAUGUCCUCCAAGAAGUUUGAAUCGAACACAGACCAAAAUGAAGAUGAAGACAAAGCAUCAUCUUUCCAAAGAAACUCUAGGCAGAGGAUUUCAUCCAGGUCCAUCCAAGAGAAGAUGGAGAGACUGGCUCAGGCUUCACAGAAGUCAGAAAUGAUGCGAUCUCCAGACGUGACCCAGAGGACCCUGUUCCUGCUGGAGGAGGUGUCCAGGAAGAGAGGCCUCUUUGAGAAGGAGAAGCAGGAGGCAGCGUGCCCCACGAGCCCAGGAGUUUCUAGACAGGAGUUUAGGAGCUUCACAUCAGGAAUGUCAGACCGGAUCAGCCGCUGGCUGAACAAGACCAACCAAACUGGGUCUUCACAAAGUCCUGCUGACUUGAGACAUGUGGACAUCACCAGUAAGAGGAGCCUGUUUGAGAGCAGUGGGAAGUGAAGGAGAACCAUUUAUAAUGCCCAGCAGAAGACGGCAAAAGGACACGAAGAGAACUGGAAGAUUAAUGGAUGCCAUGACUGACUGAUUCUUUCUUCAAGCUUUUUAUGUUUUGUUUUUUUCUUCACCGCCAAAGCGAAAGGAGGAACAGAUGUGCGAAAGUUGAGUUUUAGCUUUAGAGGACUGAAAAGAAGGAUACUGCUUUUAAGGUUAGGAGGCUUUAAUCAUCAUACACAUUUGCAUUGCUGCUUGAAGUAUAAACUGAAAUGUUUAAACUCUGUAUGAGGAAGAGAGUAGAAAGCAAAGUAGACAUGAGAGGAAAAGAAAAGAGAAGGCAGUGAUAUAUUUGCUUUAAAACUAUUUGGCUAUUUGCCUUGACUUUGUGUAAUUGUGUAAAGCACUUUAAACAGGUGAAGGUCUAAUGAUAGCUAUUUUUAUUGAAUUACAGUAGUGGGAAUUCUGGAGUUGUAAUUGUAUUUCUUGUCUAAUUGGCUAAAUAUAUUUUUGUUCUGUGUCACUGUGGACAAGGUGAUGCCUGUAAGGAAGGAAUAAAAUGUUUUAUUAGCACAAA
Dicentrarchus labrax (European seabass) is the source of this 2011-nucleotide messenger RNA. It is a transcript of the gene lad1, whose product is annotated as ladinin. The coding region runs from base 94 to 1443 and encodes 449 amino acids. The record is from RefSeq and is a predicted model, not a curated record. Lineage: Eukaryota; Metazoa; Chordata; Actinopteri; Moronidae. Gene Ontology annotation, molecular function: structural molecule activity. The transcript is spliced from 14 exons.